AUGAAACGCUCCGGAAAUUGCAGGAAGCGAGUUGCUUGUUUUAAAUCGAGUGCAGAAAAGAGACUGAGAUUGAAAGAGCGUGUUGUCUUGCCAGUUCCGUGUCACAAAGAGAAAGAGAACGAGCAGGAGUGUGUCACUCCGCCAUCAUCCCGACGAGGAAUGUUAACGAGCGUCAAGCGACGCGUUGGAUUGGUUGGCAAUCGACAAAUGAGUGGAUUUAGAAAGGUGACGAUUUCGUCUGAGAGUCGGGCCUCACAGAAAUGUGGCGGGAGCAAAUCACGCUCUCUCACUCAGUCAGGUGUUGUGGACCUACCACUUGGCGGGAAUUCAUUUUCUUGUUUGGAUGCGUCUGACAUGGACGCUCAGAUGAUGGAAUGCAUGAAUGCAAUUGAGAAUGUACAAGAUUUGGGCAGGAAUUCCGAAAUUGUAUUGAAGUGUGGAGAUGGCAGCUCAUCUCUUGGGUUUGUUAGAGCUUCUGAAUUAGCGGAGAUACAGGGCAUGUUUGAGACUACCGAUGGUGCUGAUGAUAGUGAGGUGAAUGAGUCCCAGACUUUGUUGUCUCCACUUCAAUUGGAGCUGAAGUCUUGGAACUUGCCUGACAAAAUAGUUAAACGAUACAAAGAUAUUGGAAUAACUCACAUGUUUAGUUGGCAGGCAGAGUGCUUGUUGACAUCGAAGGCAUUGCAAGGUGGCAAUCUUGUCUAUUCGGCUCCGACUAGUGCUGGCAAGACAUUAGUAGCUGAACUGCUUAUUCUCAAGCAAGUGAUGGAGACAUGUCGUAAGGCACUCUUUAUUUUGCCUUUUGUCAGUGUAGCACAAGAGAAAACACGUUAUCUUCGUGCGUUGUUUCAAGAUGUUGGGCUUCGUGUGGAGGCAUUUGUUGGCAGUCAGUCUCCAGCAUGUGGAUUGGCUGCAGUCGAUGUAGCCGUUUGCACAAUUGAGAAAGCUAACAGUUUGGUAAACAGGCUUUUAGAGGAGAGAGAGAUGAAACAACUUGGCAUUAUUGUAGUUGAUGAGCUGCACAUGGCUGGUGAUCAAAACAGAGGCUAUCUUCUCGAGCUGCUGCUUACCAAAGUUCAGUUUGUAACUUCGGGUGCACAAACCUCGGAUUGUGUUCAGAUUGUUGGGAUGAGUGCUACACUUCCUAACCUUCAGAUUGUUGCUGAUUGGUUGCGUGCAGAUGUUUACUGUACAUCAUAUCGUCCAGUUCCUUUGACUGAAUACAUCAAGAUUGGCAAUCAAAUCUACAAUAAGAAGAUGACACUUAUUCGCGCUAUUCCAGAAUCGGAGAUGUUGAGUGAUGAUCCCGAUCAUGUCAUAUGGCUGUGUCAGGAAACAGUUAGUGAGGGCCACUCUGUACUCAUAUUCUGUUCAACAAAAAAUCAGUGCGAGAAACUAGCGGAGAGGAUAGCUGCAAAACUUACUCGAGGUUCUAGGGGAUGUAACAUUUAUAUUGAUUCAAGUCAAGUAAAGCGACUUAGAGAGCAGUUGGAGAGAACAUCAACAGGGAUAGAUCAUUUGCUGGCCAAGACACUGUUUAGUGGAGUAGCGUUCCAUCAUGCUGGCUUGACUGGCGAUGAGAGAGAAAUUAUAGAGAUUGGAUUUAGGCAAUCGGUCAUUCGGGUUCUCACUGCAACUUCAACUCUAUCAUCUGGUGUUAAUUUGCCUGCCAGAAGGGUUAUAAUCCGUUCUCCAGUUUUUCAUAGAACAACAUUGGAUGUGAUGACAUACAAACAGAUGGCAGGACGUGCUGGAAGGAAGGGAGUGGAUUCAUGUGGAGAAAGCAUUUUGGUAUGUAAGCCGACUGAGAAACAAAGGGGUGUAUCAUUGAUCCGAUCAAGUUUUAAACCAGUGAAGAGCUGUUUAAUGAGCGGGGAAUCAAUGGAUGGCAACUGCUCGGCUAUGAAGAGAGCUUUACUGGAGGUGAUUGCUAGUGGUGUUGCUGUAACAUAUAAUGAUGUGGAAAGGUACACAGAAUGCACUUUACUAGCUGCUGAAGUGAAAGCUGCCAACAGAAACACAAAUGCUGUUAAAGAAACACUUGCAUCUUCUUUGGAGUUUCUGCAUAAGAAUGAAUUUAUCAGCAUGAGAAGGGAUGCUGCUGGUGAAGGCGAUUCUGCUGCCAUUUUUUAUCCAACUCAGUUGGGAGCAGCUUGUUUAGCAUCUGCUCUAUCACCCGAUGAAGCGUUGAUUGUACUUGGUGAAUUGCAAAGAGCAAGGAAGAGCUUUGUGCUAGAAAAUGAACUUCAUCUUGUUUAUCAAGUGACGCCUGUCUUCUUGCAGAGACAAUGGCCUUGUCCUAACUGGUAUAACUUUCUUUCUCUUUGGGGUAGAUUGACACCUGAUUUGCUUCGUGUUGCUAAUCUUGUGGGUGUCAGAGAAUCAUUUCUUGCUCAGGCAGUGAAUGGUAGAGUUCUUAAGAGAACGCCAGAACAAAGGUCUGUUAGUCGUGUCCACAGACGUUUCUUUACAGCUUUAGCUCUUCAUGAUCUCAUACAAGAAAUUCCUCUUUCUGUUGUGGCAACUCGUUAUGGUGUGUCUCGUGGACUUUUACAGUCACUGCAGGCAGCAGCAGCCACAUUUGCUGGCAUGGUGACUGUAUUUUGUCAACGGCUGAGUUGGCACAACAUUGAGCUGUUGCUGUCUCAAUUCCAGAGUCGUUUGUGCUUUGGAAUAGAGCGAGAAUUAUGUGAGCUUGUCACAAUAUCAUUGUUGAAUGGACAUCGAGCUCGAGCUCUCUACAAUGCUGGAUUUAGAUCUCUCUCUAGCAUUGCUGUUGCAUCUCCAUUAGAAAUCGAGUCUGUUUUGAAAAAACUAACACCAUUUAGAAGCACUAGAGAUGAAGAUAUGAAUAGAAGUAUUGUCAGCUGGUUAACCAAACUUCGUAUGGGAGUAACAGAGGCUGAAGCAGCUGAAGAAAUUGUUAAAGAAGCUCAGUUUUUUAUCAAUGACAAGGGCAUUAGUAAUAAAACAUGUAUUGUAACAACAGAACCUCACAAGCAAACCAUUCUGAUGUUGAAGAUGGACACAGACAAGCAAACUGAUGAAGCGAAACAUGUAGAUAACGAGGGAAGUGUUUCUGCUAUACAUGAACAGAAAAGAAGUGACAUUAGUGAUUGCCAUAAUAGUGAAUUAGCAGAAGCAGAGCAAAUGAAAUCAAUGUCUGUUGGUAAUGUGGCUGUAAGUCACAGACACAAUGAGAAAGAUGACAAAGUUGAAGAUGAAGUGGGAAAAGAAGGACUGAAGUCUGAUGUCAUGGAGGAAUCGUGUCUGCUAUUUAGUGGUGAUGGUUUAAUCGGUGAUGGACAAAACAGGAAGUCUCCUACUUUGUCGUGUGUAUCAUCUGAUUUUGAUAAAAAGAAAGAAGCUGACAGUGAUCACAAGGCAGAAGAGCACGCGACUCAACCUGAAAGGGGCACUUGUAAACCAAAUGCCAUUGCUGAGACUCCAGAAUUUGCACAUCAGCUUUCUAAUUUACAAGAACUAGAUAGGAUUACAUCUAACUUGUCUUUAGAUGUUGAAGUCAAUCCACAGAGUGUUCAUAUGUGCCACGAUUCUUUGCUUAAACAACUUGAAUCUCCUGUUGCUUUCAGUUCUGACUCUAAGGAUUUGACAAGAAGGCAAAUGCCAUUGGCCAUAUCAACACCUGUUAUGGAUCAUUCUAAAUAUUUUGAGUCAAACUCAGUGAAUGACUUAAUGGCAUGCAGACAUCCAUUGACACGGUCAGUUCAGGAGAAAUAUGAAUCUCCAGUCUGCACCAUCUUAUCUGGAAGCAUUGUAGCAAUCACGCCUGAUUAUGGAACAUCACCUCAAAACUACAUGUCGGCUGAUUUUAGUUCAACAACCAUGCGGCUAUUGGAAGCUGCAUGUUAUGAAGCGGAAAACAAACAAAUGUCUAAUCUGCAUAGGCUGGAGAAUGAGUUGGACAAUCAUUCAGUAAAACGUCUCUGUUUUUCUAAGAGUGAACUGAAUAUGAUGUCCGGAAUAGAUGCGAAGGAGUUGCAACAGACUACAGAAGUAAAUGAAGUAGCAGUUUAUUCAAAGAGCCAACAGUCAGUGAAACAACAUUCGUCGUAUCUAGCAUCAGUACAUCAUUUGCUGCAGAAAGAGAAAAUAUUGCAUGGUGACAUUAAUACUGAAACAGAAAGGAUUACAUUGUGCAAUAGAACUGGCAAACAAGGUUCAACUGCAAAGGCUUUGCCAACUCACCAUACUGUGUUUCAGAUGAGACAAGCUCAAGGCAAUUUGCAUAUCAUUGAUGUCGCAGCUGACAAGGAGUCAUUUCAAUUGUUUUUGACAAAGUGGAAAUCACAGAGUCGUUACUCUUUAUGUCUUGCUUGUUAUCAUGUCUCUGAUACUGCCUUUUGUCAAAGUCAUUUUAGAAGACGACUAGUUAAUAAGCAUGUCCAUCUUGGAGGCAUCGAUAUCCCAAACUCCACGGAGAGAAUAAUCGGCCUUGCUGUAUGUUGGAAUAGUAAAGAUGCAUAUUUCUUAUCACUGGCUCUGUCACCUGAACAAUCUAGUGAUGUAGAUGAGGAGGACUUGGAAUCGAGGUCAUGUGAGCCUCUUGUUCACAACAGUGUGACUCGGACUAUGCUACUUAAUGGUUUACAAGAUGUGUUAGAAGGUCGUGAUGCAUCAUCUGUUUGUGUAAUGUUUAAUGUGAAAGAGCAGAUCAAGAAAUUGUCGGCAGCCUGUAACUUGUCAAUUGUUCAAGGAUCGUUUGCAGAUCCCAAGGUUGCAGACUGGCUACUUCGACCUGAUGAGAAGGAGAAAAACUUCUAUCGACUACUUUCCAAUUAUCUGCCAAAUGAGGUCAAUUCAAAGAAAGAAAGUAUUGGGUUUCUUGUAACAAAUCCUGAGUCACCACGUGUUAAAGCUUGUGCUGAAGCAGUUUUGUCAUCAAUUUUAAUGGAUCAUCUCAAACCGAUGCUGGAGGCUGAAAAUCUAUGGAAAGCAUUCACACAGGUCGAAAUGCCAUCAAUAAUUAGCUUAGCAAAAAUGGAAACUAAUGGGAUUGGAUUUUCUCGAGAGGAAUGUGAAAAACAGAAGGCCAUUUUACAGAAAAGGAAACUGUCUCUCGAACAAGAGGCUUACCAUUUGGCUGGUCGCAAAUUUUCUUUAUCCAGCCCAAAGGAUAUAUCCAUGGUACUGUUUCAUGAGUUAGGCAUCUUCACUCCUACUGAUCUUUGCAUAAGAACAGUGAAACCCAGUGCAGCGAAACGAUGGAGACAUCUCGUUCAGUGUAGUACUUCAAAAGAUGUGCUAGAGAAGCUGCAAGGAAAUCAUCGACUUCCUGGUGUUAUAUUGGAAUGGAGACGAAUUCAUUGUGCAAUCUCCAAAACACUGUAUCCCAUUCAGAAGGCUCGACAAUGCAAUGCAAUGAUGGAUACUGAUCGAAUUUACUUUGUCUGUCAGACACACACAGCUACAGGUCGAGUUGUUGUUUGUAAUCCGAACUUACAGAAUGUUCCAAGAGAGUUUGAUAUUGGCACGGCUGUUAGCAUGACAACUAGUCCUUGUAUGCGGGUAGUGUCACAUCACGGAAAAAUUCAACGCUCACAAUCUCCAUUGAAAACCAUCACAACUAGUUCUAUUUGCAUGCGAAAUUUCUUUACAGCAUCUUCUGGCGCACUUCUUCUUGCUGCUGAUUACUCGCAGUUGGAACUAAGGCUCAUUGCCCAUCUUUCUCAAGACGUGAAACUAAGGGAUAUUCUUAGCAGUGGGGGUGAUGUAUUCAAGAUGAUAGCCAGUAAGUGGCUUUCUGUAGAUGUCGAUCGGGUCUCUCCAACACAACGACAACAAGCCAAACAAAUUUGUUAUGGCAUGAUCUAUGGCAUUGGAGCCAAAGCAUUAGCAGAGCAGCUUGAAGUGUGUGAAAGCAAUGCACUUCAAUUCAUGGAUUCGUUCAAAUCUCAGUACCCAGGUUUGAAGUCAUAUCUGAGCAAGACAGUGAUGAGCUGUCAACAGAGUGGAUACGUUGAAACUCUUAUUGGUCGGAAGAGGUAUUUGCCAGCAAUACACUCAAAACAAUUACAUGCUAGGAGUCAUGCUGAACGGCAGGCUGUGAACACAACAAUUCAAGGCUCUGCAGCCGAUUUAGUUAAGAUGGCAAUGAUCAAUGUAGACAAAAUGUUAGUUAAAAAAUAUCCACCCACGCAUGAUGGCAAGCAGCGUGGUGGAAUGCUGGUGUUGCAAAUUCAUGAUGAAUUAUUGUACGAUGUUGUGGAGGAAGACCUUAUGUCUGUGGCUGCAAUUGUUCAACACGAACUGGAGCAUGCUCUCGAACUAUCUGUCCCGCUUCCAGUCAAACUACGAGUCGGAGUUGCGUGGGGCAGUUUGGAUACCCUGAAGAUUGAUACUGACUAAUCAUUACAACACAUUUAUGUAUAGAUUUGUAAAAAUAGCGUUAAUUACAUCAAGAUACCACUAUCAGAGCAAGAAACCUUUCUAACAAAACAGCAUCAAUUAUUCAGUAGGAUGAUUACUACUUGCCCACUAACUGAGCCCAAGUUCGUGUAGCCUCUAGAUAUGCAUCUGGUUUGAGUGGACUGUAGUCCAAGUAUGUGAAGUCAUCA
This is a messenger RNA of Corticium candelabrum, 6578 nucleotides long. Its product is annotated as DNA polymerase theta-like. The transcript has a single exon. Lineage: Eukaryota; Metazoa; Porifera; Homoscleromorpha; Homosclerophorida; Plakinidae. Gene Ontology annotation, biological process: DNA-templated DNA replication; double-strand break repair via alternative nonhomologous end joining. Bases 1 to 6369 code for a protein of 2122 amino acids. Gene Ontology annotation, molecular function: ATP binding; DNA-directed DNA polymerase activity; DNA binding. The record is from RefSeq and is a predicted model, not a curated record.